AUGGCUGCUAACGUAGACGCUGCAGGUGAUAAUGUGAUUCUAGGAGCAGAGGACAAGGGAGAGAAGAAGAAGAAGAAGAAGAAGAAGAAGAAGAAGAAGAAGAAGAAGAAGAAGAAGAAGAAGAAGAAGAAGAAGAAGAAGAAGAAGAAGAAGAAGAAGAAGAAGAAGAAGAAGAAGAAGAAGAAGAAGAAGAAGAAGAAGAAGAAGAAGAAGAAGAAGAAGAAGAAGAAGAAGAAGAAGAAGAAGAAGAAGAAGAAGAAGAAGAAGAAGAAGAAGAAGAAGAAGAAGAAGAAGAAGAAGAAGAAGAAGAAGAAGAAGAAGAAGAAGAAGAAGAAGAAGAAGAAGAAGAAGAAGAAGAAGAAGAAGAAGAAGAAGAAGAAGAAGAAGAAGAAGAAGAAGAAGAAGAAGUAG
Closterium sp. Naga37s-1 is the source of this 411-nucleotide messenger RNA. Lineage: Eukaryota; Viridiplantae; Streptophyta; Zygnematophyceae; Desmidiales; Closteriaceae. The record is from the annotation of a GenBank genome assembly.